UGGACUGUAAAGGUGGCUGGAGGCAACAGCCGCAGAUUGGUCUCAGUUCAAGUUUAAACAGGCAAGAAAGCAGGAGGAAGAAAUUGCAGAGGAACAGACCAAACUAGGUUUUUGCAUUAUAAAGAGACAUGGGCAAUUUCAAAGGUCAUGCUCUGCCUGGGAGUUUUUUCCUCCUCUUUGGCUUGUGGUGGUCAGUGAAGUACCCACUAAAAUAUGUCUGUCGAAAGAACAAGAAUGCUUGUUACCUUGGUUCCAGGGCAGGAUUUCAGCGUCUGGAAUUUAUUGAGGGGAUCAUCAAAGCAGUAUUUGCCCUGAUUGGUAUGAUAGCUGAGCAGUUUGUUCCUGAUGGACCACAUCUGAAGUUGUAUAAUUAUGAGGAAAAACACUGGGAUCACUUGAUGAACUGGCAGCAUGCCACCAUGUAUCUCUUCUACGGCAUCUCAGGGCUGGUUGACGUUGUGGCUCAUGGCACCAAUGCAUUGCCAGUGGCCUUGGAUAGGAUGAUGCUUUCGUUAGCAGUUUUCAUCGAAGGUUUUCUCUUUUAUUACCACAUACAUGGGCGAGAUAUGCUGGAUUUUCAUGUUCAUCAGUUACUUUUAGUGGCUAUCUUUGGAGCAGCUUUGUGCAUAUUGCUGGAAGUCUUCUUCCGCGGCAGCAUUGUCCUUGAGAUGCUCCGGACGAGUCUCUGCAUUCUGCAAGGUAGCUGGCUCUGGCAGAUUGGUUUUGUACUUUAUCCUCCAAAUGGCAGACUGGAAUGGAACCAAAUGGAUCACAAUAAUAUGAUGUUCUUGACAAUGUGCUAUUGCUGGCAUUAUGCCUUUGCUUUUCUCAUACUUGCAGUGAAUUACACUAUUGUUAGCUGGGUAGUUCGUUCAAAGAUUAAACAGGCCCAGUCUGUGGAGAUGGGAUUACUGAAGACAUCCGAACGAGAUCACGAAUCAGAAGACGAAAUCUAGUUUUGUAUAAAUUCUGUUUUACCACUUUGCCUUCUUUACCAUUAAGAUAAUUCUUACCUCAUUUCUAGACUAGUUUACCAUCUUGUUUGUUCUUCAUAUAACUCGCUAUGCAAGUGUCAUCCAUAAAGUACUGUAUACUGCUACAUAAUUAGAUUCUUAUUUGCAGA
Molecule: messenger RNA, 1123 nt
Organism: Gopherus flavomarginatus (Mexican gopher tortoise)
Lineage: Eukaryota; Metazoa; Chordata; Testudines; Testudinidae
Gene: TMEM45A
Product: transmembrane protein 45A
Exons: 6
Coding region: 129-956 (275 amino acids)
Source: RefSeq, a predicted model, not a curated record